Molecule: messenger RNA, 3740 nt
Organism: Nasonia vitripennis (jewel wasp)
Lineage: Eukaryota; Metazoa; Arthropoda; Insecta; Hymenoptera; Pteromalidae
Gene: Y-h
Product: yellow-h
Exons: 6
Coding region: 1485-3422 (645 amino acids)
Cellular component (GO): extracellular region
Source: RefSeq, a predicted model, not a curated record
UCUCAAGAAGCCUCGCAGUGCUGCGGCUGCUCGGCAACGACUUUAUUAACGCCAAUGCAGUAAGUAGAUACGCCUGCUUUAUUGUGAGAUUUUCAUUGUGUUGUCGUUUUUUCAACUUGUGCAAAAUUAAUGAUCGAGGAAAAAGUUUUGACAGUCAGUGAGAUAAUCGUAAAAAAAAAUUAAAAAAAAAACGUAGUUUUUUUUUUAAACCAAAAGUAUGUAACAUCGAUGGUAAAAGUUCAAUAAAAGUUUCGCGUCUUUGCGUACUUGUCUUUGGUUUUCAUUUUUUGUCUGAACGAAAAGUGAGCGACUCCUUAUGUAAUUUACGUACUCGAUGCGUACUUGGCCAGUAUAUAAAAGUUUGGUCAACGAUCAUCGACGGUAUUUUUUUCGCUCGAUUUUUUUUCCUCAUGAUAAGUUAACGUCAAUAUUGAAUCGAUUCAUAUUAAUAAUAAUGCGAUAACUCCUGCAUCAUCCGAAAAAAAAUCGUUAACAUUUCCGCUACAGAAUACAAAUUUACAUACAUAAUUUUCCACUUUACCCAUACACAAACAAACAAGCACCAGACUUUCCAAACAAAGCCCAAACAUUGAAAUCGGCUCCGGUAGCUUUUACGGCCGAUCUCAUUAAACUCUUCCCAUUGUUUCGGCGCGUUAUAAUUAAUAGAAAUCGUCGGCUAGGCUAAAAAGGAACUACAGCACGGUUUUCCGGAGCGGACAACCGUGGAUAAAAACGGUACAUCUGCGGUCGGAGCCUUGCGCCGCCGCCGCAUGUCAAUGGCUCGUGACGAUAAAUUUCACUUCUCUUUCUCUCUUUCUCUCCUCCGGUCUUUGCAUAAUUUUUCCCGUCGCGCGUAAGUACUUAUCGUAAAUCUGAUGGGGCAAGACCAUAAUAUAACAGCGGGGAUAUUCCGAUUGGCCGCGCAUUGUCAAAACUGCGACGAUGGGAGGAGGCUUUCACCUUUCAUUAUCUCGGCCAAAAAAUCAGUCGACGAUCGGCAGUGUCGCGACACGGAGCGAUCGAUCGUUAGAGAAAAAUCGGCGAGAGUUUUUCGCGAGUUGUCGUUGCCGUUCGCGCCAAAGAGGGUAUAAUGAAGCUGCCUCUACUGUGUAUAGAAAGCCGUCGCGUGGAAUGAUUUUAUAAUGAUGCGUUAUAUUCUGUGCAAUGAUAAUGAUGAUAAUUCCGUAAUCGAGAUUCUGCGUUCUAUAUCAGAGGCGUGAAAAAUUUAGAAAGUUCGACGGCUAUUCGAGACGGGGGAAAAUGAGUUUUUUAAUUAGAGACGUCGAGUCGAGUUUUAAUACACAUUGUGUAUUAUUGCGAUGUAUAUAAUACAGAAGAAGUCGUCGGCUGACGGAUUUUAAAUUCGCUCGACAGCAUCGUCAGCGUUUACACAACUGCUCUAUCACAAGAAUGAUAAAUGCCUCUCGCGGCUCGGAAAAGUUUACCUUGGGACAAUAAGUGCAGCGGCAUCAAUUAGCGCUAUUAUGGAUUUCGUCGACUUUGACGUCGGCUACGAUUUCGUCGAGUCGCAUCUCAUCACCGAGUGGUGGAGCGAGAUCAAGACGAGACCGCCGCAUCCUCAGGAGCAUGUGUCGGAGUUCUGGUCGACGCAUCCCAAUCCCGCGUUCGGCUACGACCGCGAUUUCAUCCAGAGGCACAACCAUCAUGGCCUGCCGACGAGGAGCGCCUGGAACAAACCGAGCGGUAUGGCGAGCGUCAUGCCGUGGUUGGUGACCAUGUCACUUCUGGGCUUUCGGGAGUUCGCCGAGUCCAGUGGUCCGACAGCCCACAUUUCGCAAGAGCUCGAAGCGCCGCCGCCUCUGCCUCAACUGUCUCCCCUGGACUUUGUCUCGCCGUCCAGCGUCUCGUUCAACGAUCCAGCUUUCGAUAACGAGGAGACACCGGUGCACGUGGACUGCGAUUUUCCGAGUAACCAUAAACCGUCGAACGCGAUUAUCCAUCGAGCUAAGGAAAAGCCUCACGGAUUCCAGAUAGAUCCGAAUUUCGCGCCGAACCUGCAGAGCCUACAGCCGGAUAACAAGAAGAACGAGCGAAAUCUGGAUUCCUUUCAAAACGGCGCCAAUUCGAACAACAUCGCCCAGUCGUCGAAGCCUAAUCUGCAGCCGAAUCAGGUCAAUCAGAGCGAGAGAUUUUUCGCUCCCGGACACACGUUCAAGCCGCCCAAGGAAAGCGGCUUCAAAGACGAAUACGCCGGGCCUGCUAUGCAUCUGGCUUAUUAUUGGAAAACCAUCGACUACGAGUUCGACAGCGACGAGGACAGGAAUAGUCUGAUCUACAGCGGGACCUUCAUUCCCGAGAACAAUCUACCUCUGGGACUGGAAAUUUGGAAGGACAAGAUCUUCGUCAGUAUGCCCAGGUGGAAGAAGGGUAUACCCGCGACUCUGGCCACCAUACCCACCAAAUCGCACGACAAGAGCCCAAAACUCAAGCCUUACCCGGACUGGAGAUGGCAUCAUCUGGGCAACUGCCAGGGCCUGACGUCGGUCUUCAGGAUGCAGAUAGACGAGUGCGACCGUCUCUGGGUGCUUGACUCGGGGAAGAUCGACAUCACCGACGACCCGCUGCAGAUCUGUCCGCCGACGAUCUUCGUCUUCGACCUCUACACCGACGAGCUCAUAAGAGCCUACACCUUACCCCACGACCAGAUCAAGGAAGACUCGCUCUACUCUAACAUAGUCGUCGACGUGAGAAACGGCGACUGCGAUCGAGCCGUCGCCUACGCGGCCGACGUCUGGCGCUUCGGUCUCAUCGUCUACGACUUCCACAACGACUCGUCCUUCCGAAUCCAGCACCACUACUUCUUCCCCGAUCCCUUGUCCUCCAGGUACAAUCUCCACGGCCUCGACUUCCACUGGACGGACGGUCUGUUCGGCAUAGCUCUGACCCCGGUCGACGUGAACAACGAGAAGACGAUGUUCUUCCAUCCGAUGUCGAGCUUCCGCGAGUUCGCCGUGCCGCUGUCGGCUCUGAGGGACAAGAAAGCCGCGGAGGACAGUCCCGAGAAAUUCGUACCGGUGGGCAAGCCCCGAGCCAAGGACUACGGCCACUCGUCGGGUUCGACUAUCGACAGGAACGGCGUGAUGUUCUUCAACAUGGUGACGAGGGACUCGGUCUGGUGCUGGGACACCAGGAAGGAGUACAUACCUCAGAACCUCGGGGUCAUAGGUUCCAGCAACGUCUCGCUGGUAUUCCCCAACGACAUCAGAAUGGAUCACGAGGAGGACCAGAACGUCUGGAUACUGUCCAACAAGCUGCCCAUGUACCUGUAUGGGUACAUGAACAAGGACGAGGUGAACUUCAGGAUUCUCAGAGCUAGUGCCAAGGAGGCCGUGAGGAACACCGUCUGCGAUCCCAACUACAUCGUGCCAGAGUCUCUGCCGAGCUACGACGUGACUUGCUGAGUUUUUUAACGUCUAUUCAAUUCUGUAACAUAGCGUGACCCGUGACCCUGUAGUAGAUUCUGUAUCUUCUAUGUUGUAAGUGUAGGUAUUAUCAGUGUGUAUUUAAAAGAAACUGUACAUUUUCAUCAUUUUGUAGAGAAGAAAAAAAAAUCAAACAUUACGACGUGUAAUAAAGUAAGUUGUAUUUAUAAGCCGACAUCCUAGUGAACGGGUUUUAUGUGUGUAGAAAGAGAGAGAGAGAGAGAGAGAGAAACUCGUUGCCAUCUAAUGUAGGCACUAAAAUAUACGCAUACGAAUAACAAACUUUUUUGUACAAAA